Molecule: messenger RNA, 1249 nt
Organism: Corylus avellana
Lineage: Eukaryota; Viridiplantae; Streptophyta; Magnoliopsida; Fagales; Betulaceae
Product: putative phytol kinase 3, chloroplastic
Molecular function (GO): kinase activity
Source: RefSeq, a predicted model, not a curated record
CUAAAGAAAAAGUCAAAAGUUACACUCUACUCUAGUAGAGUGUUAUUUAUUUAAAGAAAUGGCUGCUUCAACUGCAAACGUGAAUAUCUUAACCCCGAUUCCGUCGUGGUCGUCCAGAUUCGAACCACUUCUUCCCAGAUCUCAAUUGGGAUCAAUUUCCAAGGCUCCCUUCUCUUCGCUCUCAGCUUCUAAUACUACCACUAUAAGCUUUGGUUCCAGACCCAGACAGACCAGAGUACUGAACCGGGACGCCAAGCCACCGGCUGCCACUAUGGUGCUUGAGAACCCGGUCGUCUCCGAUAUCUGCGCCACCCUCUUGAGCGGUUGCAUCGCGCUGUCGAUGUUUCGAGUCUGGGGAGAGACCGCCAAACGAGGGCUCUUCGACCAGAAGUUGAAUCGGAAGCUUGUGCAUAUAAGCAUCGGGCUGGUUUUCAUGCUUUGCUGGCCUCUGUUCAGUUCUGGGCAUCGGGGGGCCAUUUUAGCAUCUCUUGUUCCGGGCAUCAAUAUCAUACGAAUGCUUCUCUUGGGACGUGGAAUAAUGAAAGAUGAGGCUAUAGUGAAGUCAAUGAGCAGACACGGAGACUAUAGGGAACUUCUCAAGGGACCACUCUACUAUGCUACAACAAUCACUUUGGCUUGUAUAAUUUAUUGGAGAACUUCCCCCAUUUCAAUUGCAGCAAUCUGUAACCUCUGUGCUGGGGAUGGUUUAGCUGACAUUAUUGGAAGGCGGUUUGGUGGUGCUAAAAUUCCCUACAACAGAGACAAAUCUGUAGCUGGUAGUGUAGCAAUGGUGUCUGGCGGAUUUUUGGCAUCUGUAGGGUAUAUGUACUAUUUCUCAUUAUUUGGAUUUGUUCGGGGAAGUUGGGAAAUGGUUUUGGGCUUUUUGGUUGCGUCUCUUGCCUCAGCACUGGUGGAAUCACUCCCUAUAAGCACUGAGCUUGAUGACAACCUGACAGUUCCCUUGACUUCCAUAUUGGUGGGCACUCUUGUUUUCUGAUUUCAGUAGUUAAGGAAAGCAGACUUGAUUAACAGAGGGAAGUGUUGGGAUUGACCUGACGUAGGGGUGGAUAAUGUAUUCGUUGUAUACUAAAAUUUUGGACAAUUUUAGGACAAGAGAGCCAACUCUUAUUAGGCUUGUAAGAUUAAUUGCACUUGUAUGCUUUUGGGGCUCCUCCUCAAGUGCAUCCUUUUGUCUGGGGUUUGGACAAGACGUUUCUCAAUUUCAAAUGAAAUUGAUAGAAUCAAUUCA